AUGAGGGAGAGGAAGUGGGAAGAGCUGAACAGAGACUGCUUGGUUGAAGUGUUGAGAAGAUUAGGUAUAGAGGCACUGUUGAUGCAAGUUCCCUUGGUGUGCAGGUCGUGGUACGAAGCCAGUCUUGACCCCAUAUGUUGGAAAAACCUUAACUUUCACACCCUCUCAUCUUUCCGACCAUCUCCGGCUCGUCUCCGACCACCGUUCCGUUCAGUUUCGUUUUAUAACUUCUUCACCAUACCAAAAAAAGAAGAUCUUGACGUCGUCACUGCUUUCGUCCGGUUCGUGGUGGACCGCAGUCAUAGGUCUGCGACUACACUAGUCGUUGCAGACUUCUUCACUGAGCAGGCAUUGGAAUAUGCGUCGGAACAGUGUCCAGAACUGAAGUGGUUAUAUCUGCCUCGUGAUUUUAUGUUGGGCGUGGUGGAGCAUAUCCCCCAAUUUAUAGGAAGGUGGGAGAGUUUAGAGUUGUUAUAUGUUGAAGGCUGCUCUUAUCUUGACAAGAUCCUAACCCCAAUAAGCACUAAUUGCCAAAAGUUUUUUGCUCUAUGUUGCAAUCAUGUGGAAAUUAGUGAUGAAGCUGCCAUUUUGUUGGUGAAAUUAGCAUCUAAAGUCAAGUACUUGAGAAUAAGUGUCUCUCAAAUCUCCCGAGAUAAUCUUGAGAUGCUUUUAGAGGGCUGCAAACAUCUCAAGCUCUUAUGCUUUGAGUACUUCGAUGGAGUUGAUGAUGUGAUAUUUGGAGUAGGUUUUACUUCUCAUAUCAUGUCUUUGUUCAUGAAGGAUCCGAUGCUUCAAGAUUGUUGCUAUGAAGAUCUGUUUCCAUCUAAAGACAAGCUGGUUUAUUUGUAG
Molecule: messenger RNA, 849 nt
Organism: Juglans regia (Persian walnut)
Lineage: Eukaryota; Viridiplantae; Streptophyta; Magnoliopsida; Fagales; Juglandaceae
Product: F-box/LRR-repeat protein At3g48880-like
Exons: 2
Coding region: 1-849 (282 amino acids)
Molecular function (GO): protein binding
Source: RefSeq, a predicted model, not a curated record